AUGCAUCUCUCUACUCAGGUUCGGAAUCAUGAUGCAUCUUUAUACGCAUGGAAUGUGGAGCUUGUUGUUUUCCUUCGCUUACCGAUACUACGUCUUGAAACAUGCUCAGCCAAGGAGUCGCACCAUUAUUGCUAUCGCUUUCCUCAUAUAUCUUCCAUCUUUUUUCCAGUUUGUGAGUUUACUGAAAUUGUACUCGAUCCUGUCGUGAUGGUUUGUGUUUCAACGAAAGAUGCAACAGACGUGAGCUCCAUACCAAAGCAAACCUCUGACCAUAGAGCGAGUUUGGAAUGCGUUAACAUUCAUCUCAAUAUACUUCACUGGAAAACGCUAAUUCCUAACCUUCACUUGGCUUUGCAACCUUUUCCCGUUUACUUUGCUAUUGCUAUUCUCAGGAAACGUAUUAUUUCCAUCCUUGGGACAAAUAUGAUUAUGUCUGAGCAAACUCGACGACUCCAUUCACAGCUACUCAAGGUGGGCUUCUACUUUCACGCAAGCGUCAUUUCUGAGGAAACGAUUCUAUUGGUUCAUCUAUUCCUAAUCUUCCAAUACUUAUAUGAGUGCAGCGUGGUUGUUGAGCACCUAUAA
This is a messenger RNA of Ostertagia ostertagi, 585 nucleotides long. Lineage: Eukaryota; Metazoa; Nematoda; Chromadorea; Rhabditida; Trichostrongylidae. The record is from the annotation of a GenBank genome assembly.